AUGCUGGCGCUCUGGAGGGUGGCAGGGCAGUUCUGGCAUGUAUCUGACCUACAUUUAGAUCCGACUUACCACAUCACCCCUGAUCGCACCAAAGUUUGUUCUUCUUCCAAAGGAGCCAAUGCCUCCAACCCAGGCCCUUUUGGAGACUUUUUGUGUGAUUCUCCAUAUCAACUUAUUUUGUCAGCGUUUGCGUUCAUGAAGGAUUCAAAGCAGCAGGUUUCAUUCAUGAUUUGGACAGGAGAUAGCCCUCCUCAUGUUCCUGUAAAAGAACUCUCCACGAAGUUGGUUAUUAGUAUCAUCGGUAAUAUGAGUUCUACAAUUCGUAGUUUCUUUCCAGAUCUUCAGGUUUUCCCAGCCUUGGGCAAUCAUGACUAUUGGCCACAGGAUCAGCUUCCUGUAACUACCAAUGAAGUUUACAAUGCUGUAGCAGAUUUCUGGAAGCCUUGGCUAACAGAUGAAGCAAUCAGUACCUUCAGAAAAGGUGGCUUCUACACACAGCUGUUUGAAUCCAGCGAUAGCUCUCAGCCACUCAGGAUAAUCAGUCUGAACACAAAUUUAUAUUACAGCCCCAACAGUGUGACUGUGAAAAUAGCUGACCCAGCCAACCAGUUUGCCUGGCUGGAGGGAAUACUAGAAACCUCUUCACAAAAGAAGGAAAAGGUGUAUAUAAUAGGACAUGUACCAAUAGGAUACUUGCCAUAUGCAAGGAAUACCACAGCUAUCAGGGAGUAUUACAAUGAGAGACUGGUAAAGAUUUUUCGCAAAUACGGUAGUGUUAUUGCGGGGCAGUUUUUUGGACAUACACAUAGAGAUAGUAUCAUGGUCCUCCUGGAUGAAGAAGAAAAGCCAGUAAAUUCCUUGUUUGUGGCACCUGCUGUAACCCCAGUGAAGAACGUAUGGCAAAUGGAUUCCAAUAACCCUGGGGUCAGAUUGUAUCAGUAUGAUCUUGAUUAUAGCUUGCUGGAUCUUUGGCAGUUUUAUUUGGACCUCAGAGAUGCCAACAAGAAAAAUGAAUCGAACUGGAAAUUAGAAUACAUCAUGACUAAAGCUUACGGCAUUGAGGACUUGAAGCCAGAAAGCCUAUAUGAAAUGGCCAAGCAGUUGUCUGUGCCACACAGCACGCUGUUUGAGCAGUAUUACAGUAACUUCAUUGUGAGUUAUGACAAAACCAUAGUCUGUGAAGAGGGGUGCAAGACGUGCCAGAUAUGUGCAAUCCAAUAUUUGGAUUACUCCUCAUACUCAGAUUGUAUCAAUCAGGAAGCAAUCGGGAGAUGAAGUCUCUGUGCCAUUUAUGCUGAUACUGAUUUUAGCCUGAGAACCUGCUCAUCCUUUCGCUCAAGGACU
Egretta garzetta (little egret) is the source of this 1344-nucleotide messenger RNA. It is a transcript of the gene SMPDL3A, whose product is annotated as sphingomyelin phosphodiesterase acid like 3A. Gene Ontology annotation, biological process: sphingomyelin catabolic process. The coding region runs from base 1 to 1275 and encodes 424 amino acids. NCBI's taxonomy places the organism in Eukaryota, Metazoa, Chordata, Aves, Pelecaniformes, Ardeidae. The record is from RefSeq and is a predicted model, not a curated record. The transcript has 8 exons. Gene Ontology annotation, molecular function: sphingomyelin phosphodiesterase activity.